AUGUCGUCACACCAACGGUCCUUCUCCCACUCCCAGACCGGGACGAAGGAGAAAACCUACUUCGAGCAGCAGCGGGAGGAGCUCAUCGGGGAGAUCGCAAUGAGCUUCGAGCACGUCCUCGCCAACAUCAACAAGCUGAACCGCUCCCUCGAGGCCGUCAUCACGGUCGGAAACGAGUUCUCCUCCGUCGAGGCCCUCUGGUCGCAGUUCGAAAACGUCAUGGCCAAGGAACAGGAACAGCAGACCAAGGAGGGCGAGGCACACGACCACGAGGGACAGGCGAAGAACGAGGAGAAGUCAUGA
Molecule: messenger RNA, 303 nt
Organism: Colletotrichum karsti
Lineage: Eukaryota; Fungi; Ascomycota; Sordariomycetes; Glomerellales; Glomerellaceae
Exons: 3
Coding region: 1-303 (100 amino acids)
Cellular component (GO): mitotic spindle; spindle microtubule; mitotic spindle pole body
Source: RefSeq, a predicted model, not a curated record